Capronia coronata CBS 617.96 is the source of this 1620-nucleotide messenger RNA. RefSeq lists its product as uncharacterized. NCBI's taxonomy places the organism in Eukaryota, Fungi, Ascomycota, Eurotiomycetes, Chaetothyriales, Herpotrichiellaceae. The record is from RefSeq and is a predicted model, not a curated record. The transcript has a single exon. The coding region runs from base 1 to 1620 and encodes 539 amino acids.
AUGAUCCAUCCACCUCCAAGCAGUAUCUCUUUGUCUGAGAGUGAUGUCGAAUUCCACCUACAGCAAGCUCAGAUCUACCACGGCCUAUUGAGACAGGGCUUCAAGAGGGAUGACAUUAUUCGGUAUCUUGCGGACCACCGCAGAGCGAUCUCAGAGGCGGCCGGGAUCAGUGUGGAUGAUGAGCUGCUUCUUAGUUCUAGCACCGUUGAACUGGCCUACCGACGGCGUCAAAGUUCUGCGCAGGCCGAGUCGCUUCAAACUGGACAAGAAAGCCGAACUUCCAAGCCUCCCUCAUCCUCAGAAUCCGUGAAGACCUCAUCUCGUCGUCCAGGACGGCAGUCCACGGAGCUCACUGAAUCACCAGAAGAGGAUGAAGACUUUGAACUUCGUCAGUCGGACGGGCGGUCCGUCUCGCCUGUGUCCAUGGUCCCAGCCAUGCAAGUCAACAAACACGCCCCUCGUAAAAGCUCCUUGCUUCGCUUUGCGACAGCAGCGUCCCAAGAAAGCCCCCCAGCAGAUGGCGUGGAAGGUGAUGGUACACCCGCUCGAAUUGUCACAUCUCGCACUCCCGUUGAGCCGGAUGGAUCGUCUGAACUCGACGAGGCUUAUGGUCAUUCUAGCUUGCCCGACUGGGUUGUCGAGGAGAUGAGGCAGAUAUCACUGGACAGUACAAACGCUCAGAGAGGUUCGGUCAGCGGACUGUCCGAUGAUAUGCCCUUUGUGCUACCAGAGCCACUUUCAGCCACCCCUCGGAUGCAGUCACUCCAGUCUAUCGGUCCUGCUCGGCCAACUGUCCGUGAAGGCUUCGCUUCGGCCUCUCGACGCCUAUCCAGCUCGGAUUCCACUCUGCCUAUUUGGACGCAUCACCGGAGCUAUACGGAAGGCUCUGUCGAAGAUAUGCCGAGCUCGCCUCCUGUCUUUCCUGCUUCUCCAGUAGAGGAAUCCCCACCGGAUGACGGCCCCUCCACUUCCUCUGGCCUACCGGCGACGCCAACGCCCAUCAGGAGAGCCAUUGCGUUCCCGCGGACAGAACCACGAAGCCACAGGCAUCGCUAUCUGGAUGGCAACUCGUUCUCAGUAUAUAAUGAAUCGCUUCCCGCCACUUUCCAGCCCCAAACUCCGGCAGAUCUGGCGAGGGGACCAUACAUUACAGAGCACGAUGCUGCUUACACAGCCCCACCGGGCAGGAUUCGAGUAGGGUCGGCAUCCGCAGUGAACGUCGAGGGACAACAGUGGGAUCUAGGGGAAGGCGAACAGAGCCCUACCGUACGAGCCAUAGGUCUUCGUGAGAGACGAAACAGAGAACUGCGGCGCAGCGUACGGGCAGAGGGGAUGCGGCUGCGAAGAAUGAUCACGAGAGAAGAGGCAUUGUUCACCCAGCACGGGAUAGAGGCACAGCAGACCGGCGCUGGUGGUGGUGAUAUUACGCCAGCACGAAACCCGGCUAGAGUUUUCCAGGCCAUGAUGGAUGAUAUGUGGAGAGACGACCUGGAAGCUGACCGAGUGGGCGAAGAGAAUUUCGAAGGUGACGCCGACAUCAACCGCCGAGGAGUAAUGAGGGUUGUCAGUGGCAAUGCGAGAUUUGAAGGUUGGGAAGGUGGUCCUGAACCUGAUCGGUAG